Salvelinus fontinalis (brook trout) is the source of this 4488-nucleotide messenger RNA. Its product is annotated as suppressor APC domain-containing protein 2-like. The record is from RefSeq and is a predicted model, not a curated record. Lineage: Eukaryota; Metazoa; Chordata; Actinopteri; Salmoniformes; Salmonidae. The coding region runs from base 251 to 1699 and encodes 482 amino acids. The transcript has 6 exons.
GCUGGAGCCGCAAGACUUGGGAGGGAAAGUAGAUACUUUCGUUAAGCGAAGGCAUAAAGAAAAGCUGGUCGAAUUUCUAAUCUAUUUUGGAGAAGUAUAGUCUAUAAAGGCAGGUAGGGUAGGCUACUUAUAAACACAUUUAUUUUUGUAUCACGCGUAAAGUAAUAAGACGUUGGUUAUAACCACAUUAUAAGAUAUAUCUUGGUGAGGUUUGAUUUUGGCAUCAUUCAAUUCAACGAUUGAUAACUUCAUGGCUUCGAUAGCAACUGAUACUGAUCGUGGCUGCAAAUUGAACGGGCCGUCGACAAUUUACGGUAGGAUUGGCACAAGAAGACAAGGAAAGACAAGCAUAACCGGUAAAAUGCAGCCCAAAGACACGGAAUAUUCAACAGAUGGGUUACCCAAAGCCUUUUUACACAGUUUGAGGACACUCUUUGACAUCCUCGAUGAUGGGAAGAGAGGGUAUGUGCACAUAUCGGAGAUUGAGAGUAGAUGGCAAGGGGCAGAUACUCAUGAUUUGCCCGGCGGUGUUCUGGAGUGUCUGAGGCGGGUGACCCCACCGCAUGGUUGCCUGACAUUUGAGCGCUUCGUGGCGGGGCUGCGAUACUCCAUGCCGAACCCGGACAACAACAACCACAUAAAGGCUCAGGUUUCCCUGCACCCGAAACAUGCACUCCUGCAAUCCAAACGGCACCAUAUGCCAGCGCAAAAACCUGCCCCGCUCUCUACCUGCUCUGUCGGAACUCGGAUUGAAAACAAAGUUCGCCCACUGGGUCCAAGCAACGGGACAAAUACGCAUCACAAACGCGCGUCCUCACUUCAGAGUCGGUCCAGACAUAAUGAGGGGAACACUGGAUACCCACCAGUCACCUCGGUCGUAGGUGGUCCCAUGCGUUACACCAAUACGGGUUAUGAGAGAACAGGCAGAAGUUUGGAACGGGUAACCAUUGUGCCCGAAAGCGGUUCAUAUCGAGCGGAUUCGGUUCGGAUGGGGAAGCAGGCGCAUCCACAGCAGAGUCGGGUGAGGUCCACAGAGUCCCUUGCUCUCGAGUCAUCAAGUCUCCAAAAACCAAGUAUUGUGGAGGCUGGGUUACCGAGGUCCCAGAGUGAGUCAGCCACGGGAUUAACUGUCUCCAGACGCCAUGGGCGGAGCCGAGAUGAGCAGAGACGCCAUACCAUCACCAACGGGGUGGAUUAUGGAAUGCUGAAGCAGAUGAAGGAGUUGGAGCAGGAGAAGGACUCUCUGCUGGCCGGUCUGGACGUGGUGGAGCGGGCUAGAGAGUGGUACCAGACUCAGAUCCACAACGUCACCGAGAGACAGAGACACGUGGGCCAAAGCAACCACUGCGCGGAUUUCUUCACAGAAUCCCAGAAUCAAAGUCACAUGAAUGUUCUGCUUCCCAAGCUGCAGGAAGUCAACCGUUGCCUUAAUGACCUAAUUUCCUGCUCUGGAGCGCAGUCUUUCCCAUCCUCCAGCUCCCAGCCCACAGUGAUCUCCUCCAGCUUCCAGCCUCCUGCCCCCCCACAAGCCAUUCAGAGACUAAAGGACCAGAACCGCCUUCUCACUCAGGAGGUGACAGAUAAGGGUAAGCGCAUCACUCAGCUGGAGCAGGAGAAGUCUGCUCUGAUCAAACAGCUGUUUGAGGCUCGCGCCCGGAGCACGCACGACAGCAGCACCAUGGACUCCACCUUCAUCUGAAUACAGACACCAUAAUAGAACCACACUGCUCUAUCUGACCCCCCCCCCACCUCCCCAGUCACAACAAGACAACUGUAUCAGCUGUACCACUCCUACUGGAUUCCACACUCAACUCACCACUUCUGUCAUGAUGAAAGCACCUUGAACUUUUUUACCCCGCAUUGUACCACUCCCUUUGGAUCUCCCCAACUGACCACUCCACUUAAAAUGGCCUGCACACUAAUCUGGGCCGGCCACUCCUUGGGGGGAGGGACCCCGGAGUCAACCCUCCUAUGAUACAGUCAGCCUCACCCACUGGGCAAAAAUCCAGGAACACCACAGUCUUACCACUCCUAACUGGGGCCUUCCCAGGAUUCCACUCCCGCUUGAUCACUCCAAGGAUCUACUGCGAUGCACUAGGAUCCUACCUUAUUGAACCAGCCUUUACGUUUACCCUCCCUCUCAUCACAGUAUAUCCUAUGUGAUUGGACAUCAUGGACUACAUUUAAAACCGCACAGGAUCCAUCCCUGCCAAUCACCAUGACAACAGCUGCUGUACAAAAUACAUUUGUUGGAGGGACUUCUGGACCGAUACACACACCACACUAAAAAUGUAGAUUUUUUUUUAAAUGUAAAAGUUGAUGUGCUGUGAUCUACCAUUCCAACACAAUGUUGUUAACCAUUUAAUCCAGAUACUUUGAUCCCGGUCACACUUUGGUACAUAUUUCUCCCCUUCUAUUCCAAUACACCCAGUUGUGUACCUCAAACCUUCAUUGAAAUGGUUGAUAUGGUGAGAAGCUGAGCUCUCCUGACCUGGAGGACACCAUGACUGUGCAGCAUCUCAUUUAUGUCUCUCUAAGUACCCUUUAAGUGACGCACCAGUAAACAUAGCCUAUUACCCACCAUUUUAGAAGCAGAGCAGCAUGUAAAUGUCACAUUUUGUUUCCCUUAAAGUGAAUGUAUUGAGAGCACCAAAAGGUGACGCAUGUCCUACAAGCCAAGGGGAUCUAGUAGUGGAGAGGGUAAGAGAGAAGUUUGCACGUAGAAGAGACUUGAAGAUGAGAAGGAUUGGUAUAUAUUGAAUGUGCAUUGAGCCCUGGUCCUCAGUGGCAGUGUGACCACUGGAGCAGGACGUGGCUCAGAGAAGAGGGCUGUUGUGUUGGCUAGUGGAAUUAAAGUGACUCCUCCUUGGUUAAUAGGCCUCUAAUGUAAUGUAAUGCACUGUAAUGAUUCAUGCAAGACUGAUUUUAUAGUGGCGCUUCUCCUCUGUGGUGUCCUGGAGCCUUUGUGUAAAAAAGAAUGAGUGAUACCACUUUCUGUUCAUCCUGUACUAACAUGGUAUGUGAGACGUGGUUCCCUGAGAGGUGAACACCAAGCAUAGGUACAACUGCUCUUUAAUGCUGUACUUCAUAAUGGUCCCACUAAUCCAGGAUAAUAAACCGCAUGGUCAACAGCGGCCGUUCAGUCUUGAACCCCCUUUUUAACUGAGAAAAUGUUUUUUAGUGGCUGUAGAUUGCUAUGUAACGCAGCUAUGUGAUGAUGUUGCAGUGCAACUCGUAUUAGGUACUGUUGUGAUGUCUGCAUAUCAAUACUCUCUGCUGUGACUGACUGCCUGUCUUUCUCUCCUGUUUGAUUGUAUGUCUUUGGUCUCGUUAUUAUCUUGCUGCACAUGAGUAUAUAAGUGAAUGCCACCCUAUCCUUUCUGAUUUCAAUUGAAGUAUUCCCACCUGACUGUAAAAUAAACACCAAAAGGUGCCAAUAAGGUCAUACUAUCAGCCACCUUUUCAUCUAUUUUGUGGUGUUUUACCUUGUGAUCAAUUUAGCCUUGCUUUUUCAUUCCUUUGUAUUCCAGGGUUGAUCCAGAUGAGGGUCAUCAGUAGUAGGGUGGUUUUAAGAUGUUAUAUUAGCCUCUUGUUGAACAAAGUUGACUUGAUUUAGAAAGCAGUCACCUCUAUGCAGGUGGAUGUUAUGGGUCAGGAUGUUGACUGAACAGUUUCUGGGUGCAGGGUGCCUCCAAGUCGUGUUUUGCAUGGCACCGUUGGGAGCUUAUAAAGUAAGUAGGACCUGUUAUAUUACUCCUAAAUAAACUCUCCAACCUCUUUUCCAGUAUAGCAGAUAUUUAGAAAGUGAAGGAAAAUAUAAAUAAUUCUUACUUUGGUUAAAGAAGGUUUAUACAGACAGCACACUGGGCAAAUAUUUCACAUUUGGAUUAAUAUUUGAUUUGUUGUUGUCAGCAAACAUUCAUUAAAUGUAAAAUCAACCAAACAGUAAAACCCUCUUGUUGAUUUGUGGUUGAAACCGGUGUUAAAUGUAAACCAUUUCUGCAACAUCAAUCAAAGAGCCAUAUAUAUGAUGCGGUGUUUGUGUUUUGGGGAACAACAACGUCUAUGGAAAAAUGUUGCAUCUUAUUAAAACUGUUGAUACACAAACGUCUUAAUGAGAAAGUGUGUAAGAGGACAGGUAUUCGAGGACGUGUGGCUUUGUCUUGAACCAGGCUUCCCUAAAACAGGUGUGACUUUUGGAGGUAUGGCAACGCGGGGCUAGAUGGCGGGUAGUAGUGCUCAUGUGUGGAGAGAAAGAAGACUGUCUUGUUGAUAUGGAUAUAAUUACUGAUACAUUUGCAUCUGAUACUCUUUCUUCCUCUUCUUUUGUAAAACUCAUUUUGUCGGUGGCUGCCUGUAAAUAGCACCGUUAAAUAAUCACACACAUAUAAUUGCGCUUAACUAGUUGACUGUUUUUGUUUACAAUUUGUUCUUUCUGAUCAAAUAAAAAAGUAACCCGUGCCAAGUUGAUGGACAGGUUGAAAUGAA